Molecule: messenger RNA, 974 nt
Organism: Tarenaya hassleriana
Lineage: Eukaryota; Viridiplantae; Streptophyta; Magnoliopsida; Brassicales; Cleomaceae
Product: 60S ribosomal protein L10-1-like
Exons: 4
Coding region: 95-757 (220 amino acids)
Biological process (GO): ribosomal large subunit assembly; translation
Cellular component (GO): ribosome; cytosolic large ribosomal subunit
Molecular function (GO): structural constituent of ribosome
Source: RefSeq, a predicted model, not a curated record
UAUUUCCUGUUAAAUACGUCAUGGAGCGCUUAGGGUUUUGUUAUCGCCCUUAAAGGCAAAUCGCAGCCGCGUUUUCAGCCAAGGAAAGGCCGCCAUGGGACGAAGACCUGCGAGAUGCUACCGCCAGAUCAAGGGUAAGCCAUACCCGAAAUCACGGUACUGCCGAGGUGUUCCUGACGCAAAGAUCAGGAUCUACGAUGUCGGGAUGAAGAGGAAAGGAGUCGACGAAUUCCCCUUCUGUGUCCAUUUGGUAUCAUGGGAGAAGGAAAACGUAUCAAGCGAGGCAUUGGAAGCAGCUCGGAUUGCUUGCAACAAGUACAUGGUCAAGUCUGCUGGAAAGGAUGCCUUCCAUUUGCGGGUUAGGGUUCAUCCAUUCCAUGUCCUGAGGAUCAACAAGAUGCUUUCGUGUGCCGGAGCUGAUAGGCUCCAGACUGGAAUGAGGGGUGCCUUUGGAAAGCCACAGGGUACUUGUGCCAGGGUGGCGAUCGGACAGGUGCUUUUGUCUGUCCGUUGCAAGGACAAUCAUGGUCACCAUGCUCAAGAGGCUCUUCGUCGUGCUAAGUUCAAGUUCCCUGGUCGUCAAAAGAUCAUUGUCAGCAGGAGAAGGGGCUUCACAAAGUUCAGCCGAGCUGAUUACUUGAAGUUUAGGCAAGAGAAACGUAUUGUUCCUGAUGGUGUCAAUGCUAAGUUUCUUUCGUGCCAUGGACCGUUGGCAAAGCGGCAGCCGGGACAAGCUUUUUUGCCGGCCACAGUUUAAGUUUCUGAAGUGUAGUUUCUUCCGGUGAGAGGAACAUAAUCUGUCUUGAAAUAUUUUCCUCAAUUUGGUGUUUUUGUUUGUUUUGGUUUGAUCAGGUUUCAUUAUCUCUGUCUUUGUGAGACAACUUAAAACGUCUGUGAUGAUGUUAUUGUUUCGACAUUUGUCUCUUUGUUCUAGACUUAAUCCUUGCAUUUGGAGACUUGAAGCUUUGAUCUCC